This is a messenger RNA of Aspergillus chevalieri, 885 nucleotides long. RefSeq names its product PIG-F family protein (gene GPI11). The record is from RefSeq and is a predicted model, not a curated record. The transcript is spliced from 3 exons. Gene Ontology annotation, cellular component: endoplasmic reticulum membrane. Gene Ontology annotation, biological process: GPI anchor biosynthetic process. Bases 1 to 885 code for a protein of 294 amino acids. NCBI's taxonomy places the organism in Eukaryota, Fungi, Ascomycota, Eurotiomycetes, Eurotiales, Aspergillaceae.
AUGACCUCAACACCCCCCUCACCGCCGCACCGCACCGGCACAUCCUCCUCCUCCUCCUCCAACCCAAUACAGUACUCACAAGCAAACGCAUCCGCCCAAGCACCACCCCCGAAACCCCCAGCGCCGGCUGUGAGUAUUCUUCCCGGCCAGCUCGCCCGGGUAUACUCCUUUGCACAUCCUGUGCUGCUACUAGCUCUGUUGACGGUACGCUUCGGCAAGUUCGUGGAAGACCCCGUCGGUGAGCUGUUGGGUGAUUUGCCCGUGUUGGCGGGUUUGCAGGUGCUGUAUGCGGUGCUUUGCUUGCCGCCUGCUGGUGCGCCGUCAUUGAAGGCCGGAGGAGGCGAGGCGAGUUCGAGCGGGGAGGGUACGUUUCUUAGACCGGGGAGGGUUGGACUGCGACGGAAGCAUGCGAAAGAGGUUGGGAUUUCUGUGAAGGUGGUUCCUGCAUUGAUCGCAUUGACGUUGACAACUCUCCUCGCAACCCCCAUCCUCUCAAUCCUCCUCGUCCUCUUCGGCGCCCCGCUCACAACGCACAACCUCGAGACCAUCCUCUGCGCAGCGCACAUGGCUGUCCUCUCCGCGACAGCACUAGUCUACGUCCACGGCGUCGACGGGAGUACCUGGCGGGAAGUCUGGGGCGUGGCAAGACCCGCGGAUGCGGUUUGGGGCGGAGCGCUGGGGACGGGCGUGGGUGCUUGGUUUGGCGCCGUGCCUAUUCCGUUGGAUUGGGAUCGUCCGUGGCAGGCUUAUCCUAUUACUAUCCUGACAGGUGCGUAUAUCGGGUACGCGGUUGGGUCGUUGAUUAGUCGGUCGUCGUGGUUGUUUGGGAAGAGGAUUCAGUUUACGCCUGAGGUUGAGGAAGAUAUGGAUAAGAAGACUGAGUAG